GUUCAAUAUGAAGUUGAGGUGUGAGUCAGUUAUGAGCCAUGACAAGGAGCAGCUGCCGUAGUGCACAUGGCUUUUUGUGAGGAUUACUCCAGCUUAGGGAUAAGAACUCUUUGCUGAUUGGUCCUACUGAAAGCAUGCCACUUUGCCAGCUCAACAGGUUGCUUGCUUGGAAUUACACCUGUCCAAUGAUGGUGGUCAUGAUCGUGCCUGAGUGAGUGAGUGUGGCCUCGUUUAGGAUGUAAAUGGUGAAGGAACCUGAACUGUCAACUAAAUGUGAGGGCAUUGGCUGCGGGAAGUCAUGAUGGUGCUUUACAAAGGGCCGCGGUUGUUGGACUUUGCGAAGACCCCUACACACCUUCAGUUCAACAAAUAUGUCCUGACAGGUUACCGGCCAGUGUCCACGGCUCAAGAGUGCCUCAGGAGCAUUUUCUACAUGCACAAUGAGCUGGGGAACAUUUACACACAUGGCAUCCCUUUUUUCCUUUUCUUGGUGCUGCUGCCUUUUAGUAUCCCCUGGAUGGAGGUGGACAGCAUCUGGAUCUGUGCGGUCCACUACCUGGCUUGCCUCUGUCCCACUGUGGGCUCAGUGGUCUACCAUGUGUUCAUGAACCAUGUGGGAGGAGAACAUGUGUAUGACACCCUGCUCUCCCUGGACAUGUUCGGGGUCUGCCUAGUUAACACGUUGGGGGCCCUUCCCAUCAUCCACAUCACCCUUCUUUGCUACCCAGUCAUUCGACAGGCUUCCUUGCUGGCCUACAUCCUCCUGUCAGCCUACGGUAUCUACUGCGCCACCACAGCCCGUACUAACAUCCUGCGCCUACGAGCAUUUAUCUGGCAAGCCCUGUUCCGCUUCAGCCUCUUCCUGUUCCGAGUGUACGGCAGCGGGGUGGGAAGCCCAAACUCCCUGCGCCUCUUUGUCACCAUGGACUCUCUGGCUGUACUGGGAGGGCUGGUCAACAUCAUCCAGAUCCCUGAACGCUUCAGCCCAGGCCUGUUUGACAACUGGGGCAACAGCCACCAGAUAAUGCAUGUCAUGGUUAUUUGCUCAAUUAUCUACCUGCAUUGGGGCACACUGGAGGAUUUAGCCUGGAUUAAGACCUACCAGUGUCCUACUGAGUGAUGCAAAGUGUGUCCUGUACACACACAAAUACACUCACGGCUACGCUGAUGGCCGAUAGAAAUGAGAUUUAGGAGGAGGCAGGAAGAGUUAAGCGUAAAGAGAAGAACAUGUUUCAAAAUGCACUUUAGUUCUAGCUGCUGAAAUUCUUUGCAAGGGAAGUUUACAAUUUGACAUUUUGCCAGAGCAGAAUAAGAGGAACUUACAGUGUUGUAACUGUGGAACUUGGAUAUCACUAUAUUAAAUUAAAAAUCCUGAGCAAACUUGAUUUUUAGUUUGUUAAAAUGCAGUAGUUUUGGGUCAUAUUACCCAUAACCAAAAUAGGUUUUAAAAUGGAAAAAGAAAACUAUUGUAUGUAAUAAAUGAUAUAUUUUUA
Dicentrarchus labrax (European seabass) is the source of this 1493-nucleotide messenger RNA. RefSeq names its product progestin and adipoQ receptor family member IVb (gene paqr4b). NCBI's taxonomy places the organism in Eukaryota, Metazoa, Chordata, Actinopteri, Moronidae. Gene Ontology annotation, molecular function: signaling receptor activity. The coding region runs from base 299 to 1120 and encodes 273 amino acids. The record is from RefSeq and is a predicted model, not a curated record. Gene Ontology annotation, cellular component: membrane. The transcript has 3 exons.